Cantharellus anzutake is the source of this 1341-nucleotide messenger RNA. RefSeq lists its product as uncharacterized. Bases 226 to 1158 code for a protein of 310 amino acids. The transcript is spliced from 4 exons. NCBI's taxonomy places the organism in Eukaryota, Fungi, Basidiomycota, Agaricomycetes, Cantharellales, Hydnaceae. The record is from RefSeq and is a predicted model, not a curated record.
GACCCCAGUGAUGAAUGAUGGACUAAGAUGUGGGAGAGCCUGUGGAACUCCAACUGGUCCCUGGAUGAGAAACCACCGGCCUUCAUUGUCAAUCAGCAGGUUCGCCAUGGGAUAGCAGUGAUGCUAUCACUUGCUCGUAUUGAGGAAGAAAAGUGCAGGCUUGCCUGAGAAGAACUUAAUGCACGUACCUGGAUCAUCCAAUCGGUGGACUCGUUGAUUCGAAUCAUGGACAAUAUCCAUCCCCUAUUCAACCACCGAUUGCAACUACGCUUAAGGUUGUCCCUCAAAUGCUGUGAUACGAUCGUAAACGGUCCAUUUCCCAACAACAAUCUAUGGCGUGCAUCAGCACACUAUCUACUCACAAACUUAGAGCAUCCUGAUGCCAAUGCUAUGCCUUCCUUCUGCCUUCUCCCACCGUCUUCCACCACUCUACCCUCAGAAAGUAAUGACAUUGACCCUGAAGACGAUGCUGAGGCCAGAAACGAGCUAAGUGCCCUUAAUGGGCUUAUUAGGAUGAGUCCUGAGCCGGACAUAGAUGCUGAUCAUGCUGACCCCGACCUGCCUACCGACGCAGCUAGUGGCCUGGGAAAUGCUCUCGACCCUGAGGUGGCCCCAAGCCAUGUAGAUGACACGCUAGAAGCAGGGCCAGAUGGCGCAAUUGACCUUGCAGGGAAUGUCAAAACAUUCAGAGAGCCUCUUGCCAAUUUGGCUCCACCUCCUACGGCUAUUUGGCAUAAUCAAUCAGGAGAUGCAAAUAAUUCCAGCAGUAAUGAGAACAUUGAAGAGAUGUUCUGGAAUCAGAACCCUCGUCCUCAGAGCCUUCCCCCAAUUUCAACGAUCUUUGAUGCUAUACGCUCGCCCAGCAAAUCCUCUCAGCAACAAAAGCCAACGAAAAUUUGGAAGGAAAUAAUGGAGUUGUAUUUGCCUAAAGAAUCAGGAAGAAUGGUGAAACAAGACGGCCAGACAAGAUACUACAAACACAUCACAAUCUUCCCCGAUGCACUAGUAAUGGCCAAUCACUGGCAGCUGAUAGAUGGCACGAUAAUUGAUGCGUACAUUGAGAUGCUGAAAGACCUCACUGACAAAAACCUGUGGGACCUGCUCAGUACCACCCGACCCCAAGUGAUCAUGUUUCCUACCCAGUGUGAGGGAAUGUGACAUCAUUUGGCAGUUCGCCUAUUGGAUCGAGCAACAAAAAAGAUUCGAACUGAUCUUUUUGAAGCAACCAGUUGGACAGUCCCAUGCUAUUCAAGGAAGUGCUGCCACUGGCUUCUUGGUGUUGUGAACUUUGAAGAGCAAGAGCUGCGCUAUCUUGACAGCAAACCCAUCCCCGAAACCUCC